CCUGCCAUCUGUCGAUAUAAUUAUCAAUUAGAAUUGCCAACAUGUUUUUUAUUAUAGUUUUUGUUUUUAUAUCAUCAUCAUCAUUCGAUUAUCAUGCCAAAACAAAUCGUGUCGAUUCUAUUGAUUUCAAAAUUAUCAUGUCACAAAAACAUCGAUAUUGAUGAUGGAUUUUUAUCCGGAUUAAAAUUAUCAUACCGGUUCAAAGACAAUGAAAAUAUAAUCACCAAUAAUCGAUGGAUUCGAUGUCGAAUCGAUUGUGAUCACAUUGCUCAAUUAAUAUAUUUUCUUUAUUGUUUUGAUAAUUACUCAGUGUAUCGAAAUAAUGUACGAAAAAAUCUUGAAUCAAUCACAAAAUAUUCAUCAUUCGAUGAAAAUUAUUUUGAUUUAUUAAUCAAAUGUCGGGUAAAUGAUUUAAAUCUAAUAUCAUCUAUUAUCAUUGACAUCGAUUGGUGUCGACGAAUACAAUAUUUUGCUAUACUUCGAAUGGAAUUGGAAGAAUCAUUAUCAUGGUUAUCAACAUUAGGCGGUGCUUAUUCAUCACUUGGUGACCGAAAUCUGCGAUUUGCUCAUGAAGCCGAAACAAUUUCAUGGAAACAGAUGAAAUUAUCGUUAAUUUAUGGUGAUCCUAAUCUCAUAGCUCGUUGUUUAAUCUAUCUUAGUCAUAGUUGGUGUCAACAAGGACGGCGUCGUGAAGCAAUAAAAUUAAUUCGUCAUUAUCUUUAUCCAUUUCUAAUACGAUUAUCAUUAAUUCACAAUUGUGAUCGCAUUGUGCGGCGAAUGUAUCAGGCACUUUGUUUUCGUAUACGUUAUAUUUAUAAAUAAAAAAUGAAAUUAUUGUUGUAUUUUUAAA
This is a messenger RNA of Dermatophagoides farinae (American house dust mite), 850 nucleotides long. RefSeq lists its product as uncharacterized. The record is from RefSeq and is a predicted model, not a curated record. NCBI's taxonomy places the organism in Eukaryota, Metazoa, Arthropoda, Arachnida, Sarcoptiformes, Pyroglyphidae.